Messenger RNA from Hippoglossus stenolepis (Pacific halibut), 4237 nucleotides. RefSeq names its product E3 ubiquitin-protein ligase RNF19B. Gene Ontology annotation, molecular function: zinc ion binding; ubiquitin conjugating enzyme binding; ubiquitin protein ligase activity. Bases 760 to 2712 code for a protein of 650 amino acids. Gene Ontology annotation, biological process: protein polyubiquitination; ubiquitin-dependent protein catabolic process; positive regulation of proteasomal ubiquitin-dependent protein catabolic process. The record is from RefSeq and is a predicted model, not a curated record. The transcript has 10 exons. NCBI's taxonomy places the organism in Eukaryota, Metazoa, Chordata, Actinopteri, Pleuronectiformes, Pleuronectidae. Gene Ontology annotation, cellular component: cytoplasm; ubiquitin ligase complex.
CAGUCUGCUGCUGCUGCUGCACAGUGGGGGGGGGGACUCUCUCUCUCCUGCACCGCGGGGGUCUCCUUCUCUGCACCGGGCCCGGACUCCACCAUCACACCCUCCCUCUCUGCAGCCUCCAUCGGUCGCCCAGUUGCCGUCGGUGCGGCGGUGGAGAGAGGAAACGAGGAAGAGGAGGACACAAGAGGAGGCUUUUGGAGGAAGAUUGCCGUGCCACCGUUCGGUCCUGGAGGGGAGGAGCCAGUUGUUGAUCUCUACGCUGCAGAGACAAGGCGCCGCCGCGCACAGCAGAGAGUGAGGGACUGCGACCAGUGAAGAAGACGCCCGACAUGAUGAAGGAGAGUCGGCCAGUUCAGGCCUCGUAGCUCAGACGAGGGAACUGCAGGGGAGGUGGAGGACAGAAAGGACACCGAGGAGACAAAGUGAACCACAUGACCAGAACUCGGACGGGCUCCAAAUCAGCGAUGUUCCCCUCGGGCGGGGAUUACCUCCUCCCCGUCGUCUCCCUCACCAUCCCUCCCGCUCUUCCUCCCUCGCACAGCAGAGCACACGCCCAGUUCCAAGAGUCGUGAGAGCUCCCUGUGCUCACCCUCCCACACACACACACACACACUUGUGCUUACUCUUUCUCCCUCUCUCUCUCACACACACACAUUGCACACACACACACGCACACACACGCACACACACACGGUUGUAUCCCGCUCAUGGUCGUUUGCCUGCCCUCCUCGGCUGCUUCUCCCGCUCCAGUCCCAGACCAUGAAGAGGCCCAAGCAGCAGACGGGGCCACUGAGCUUCCUGAACUUCUUCAGCAGAAAGCCCAAAUCGGAGCCGAGGCCCGAGAGGCCCGUGGAAGCGUGGCCCAAAGAGGAGGUGGCCAUCACCCUGACGCCCAGCGAGCACCCAGAGCAGGACCUCAGUGUCGCAGCAGACGAGGCUGGAGAAUCAAGAGUUUCUGGUGCCGAAAGAGGAGAAGAAGGAGGUGCAUCAGCAGCAGCUGAGGCGGGUGAGGAGGCCGCCGCCACGGCCGAAUGUGCGUGCGGGGACAGCAGGGGCUCCACCGGCGUCCUGUCCCUCUCCUCCUCCAGCCAGGAGCAGCUAUUGGAUGAACAUCUGGAGGAGUGCCCGCUGUGCCUGCUCAGUCAACCGCGUUGCCACUUCCCGCGACUCAGCUCCUGCUCCCACCGGGCGUGCUCCGACUGCCUCCGCCAGUACCUGCGCAUCGAGAUAUCGGAGAGCCGGGUGGGCAUCGCGUGCCCGCAGUGCCCCGAGACGCUGGCGCCGCUGGACGUGCGCUCCAUCCUGGAUGACCAGGCGUUGCUGGAGCGGUUUGAGGAGUACCAGCUGAGGCGUUUUCUAGCUGCUGAUCCAGACACACGCUGGUGCCCUGCACCUGACUGCAGCUAUGCAGUGAUAGCUUACGGCUGCGCGGAGUGUCCCAAGCUGAGCUGCGGCCGCGAGGGAUGUGACACGGAGUUCUGCUACCACUGUCGCCAGCUGUGGCAUCCCAACCAGACGUGCGACCAGGCCCGGCGGCAGCGAGCCCGCCACACCUCAGGUGGCAACGAUGCCUCCACACUGUACGUCUUCAAUGAAGAACCUGGAGGAGAUGCGGAGGAGAUCAAACCGUGCCCUCGCUGUGGUGCCUACAUCAUGAAGACCAAUGAUGGCAGCUGUAACCGUAUGAACUGCACUGUGUGUGCCUGUCAGUUCUGCUGGCUGUGUAUGCAGGAGAUCACCGACGUGCACUACCUCAGUCCCUCAGGAUGUACAUUUUGGGGGAAGAAGCCAUGGUCACAAACCCGCAAGGUUCUGUGGCAGGUGGGCAUGUUGCUCGGAGCACCGGUGGUCAUCUCCCUUAUAGCGGGCAUCGCCAUCCCAGUCAUCAUUGUGGGCAUACCGAUCUACAUGGGCCGAAAGGUCCAUGGUCGCUGUAAGAAAAACAAUAUCUCAGGAAGCAAGCACUACUUGACUGUGGCAAGUGGGGUGAUGAUGUCAGUCUUUGUGUCGCCAGUUAUAGCAGCUGUCACUGUGGGUGUGGGUGUGCCGCUAAUGCUGACUUAUGUGUACGGGGUCGUCCCCAUGUCGCUCUGUAGGAACGGCUGGUGUCGACCGCAGAGUGAAGCUCCUGAAACACAUAAGAUCCAACUGGAGGACUUAGCCAGCUAUCUUCUAUUCUCUCAUGUAGUCAGCGACCACUGGACGGGUCAGAACAACCCGGCGCUCGGCGACACCAGCGUCGAGGAAGUUAGAGUCAGUAUACAGGAAGUGGGCGUCCUCCCGAGUACGAGCACCACGCCCCCAGAGCUAGAUAGCUAUGUGAGAUUGGAUGAAGCCACAAAACGCCAUGAAUAUACCCAGCAGGACAGCCCGUCGGACUGCGAGGUGGUCAUUGUGCCUGAUAGUGAAGUCGAGGACACACAAGCACUUCCUCUGAGGGAAGGAACCAAUAUUGAGGUUCGGGUAGAAAUCGAGACCCAUCCCAGAGGCGCCCGCCAGUCCAGCCUAAGUAGCAUCCUGUCCAGCCGAAGCUUGUCAGUGGAGUCCCUGGGACACUCGCAGUCGCAGUCCCAGGACUUCUUGUGUGCCUCAGAACUGGAAGAAAGGCGAGAGGGGAGACGAGGGAGAGGAGAAGAGCAGGAGGGACGGGAGAAACCAGGAGGGGGAGCAGCCGCAGGAGGGACACCAGUCUUUGAAAUAGAUGGUGUGUGAGGUCCUCCAGUGCAGGCUUUGUACUUGGUUGAAGAUUUUAUUCAGGUUUAAAUGGACACAAACGAAACCAUGUGCUGACGCGUCGCUGGACUGACCUGAAAAUCGCUGGCCAAGGCCCCCUCCUGCUUCCAAGACGGGCCCCGUCCACCAGAUGCCUUCUAGCGCCGUCCUCUUAAAGGAAGACGUGGGUUUUAGAGAGAGCAAAUGAGAAAGAUGAGACUGUGUGUGUGUGUGUGUGUGUGUGUGUGUGUGUGUGUGUGUGUGUGUGUGUGUGUGUGUGUGUGUGUGUGUGUGUGUGUGUGUGUGUGUGUGUGUGUGUGUGUGUGUGUUUGUGUGUGUGUGUGUGUGUGAGAGAGACAAAUAGCAUGAGAUUACGACAUUAAAACUGGAGGAGGGGGGACAAACUGUAUUGCAGACAGGAUAGCACCCAUCAGGGAAUGUAAAACAGAAGUGACUGAGAGCAUGAUAGCCAAUUAGAUCAGUCUGUUUUUUUAUUUUCUCUCUGUUUCUUUCUGAGUAGAGACCACCUUACUCCCCCGUCUAUUAUAAAUCAAUUUCAUGAAGCCCUCUCUUUGUCUGGCUGUACUCUUACACUUCUGUCGGUGACCUCACCUCCUUCCUCCCCCUUUUUGUCCUUUACAAAAUACAGAAACCCUCACAAGCAUGAUUUGUUUUAUGGGGGAGAUAAACAACCGAUCUCUUCCUCAGCCAUGCUGCAAGACACUGAGAUGAUUUUUACUACCUUAAGGAAUAUCUCCAGAAUUAUAGGACGCAGUGUUCACAGCUGAAUUGGGCGACGCAUGCUGCGCUGUUUGAUUCCUCGCGUGUGAAAGGAGUCGGGCUGAAAAUGACAUUCGGAAACCGUUCAAGCCUGGAUUCAAAGAGGCCCUGUGACAUUGUGGCAGAUUUAUAAUCAUAACUACAAAUAUUUAUCACAGAUCUUUUACAGAAGCAGAUGAGAGGCAAUAUCACUUCAGUGCAUUGUUAUAGCUCAGCUUUUAGCCUUUAAGAGGCUUUUUCCUUCCAAACUGAAGAGGGAGAAAUUGCGUUAGUUUUAAAAAUGCUCAUUCUAAUGCAGAUACGCGCAUUAGUAACAACGUGGCAGCAACACAGCACUCUGAAGACUCUCAACUUUUAAAAAUAGCCGCAUGAAUGCUCGCUGCGUAUCCAGGACAACAACACAUACACACACACACACACACACACACACACACACACACACUGACACACACAGCAGUUAGUGUAGCUGCAGUAGUGUGCACUGCUGAGGACAUUAAAUACAAACUGAAGACCCUCUCAAAUAUUCACGGAGCACCAAAAGUUUCAACAGCAGCAUGCCACCUCAGGCCGAACUGUAAUAACCCCUUCUAGAGGACUUGUGAGAAAUACGUGACUAUACGUGCACUGCUUAGCUUCCUGAGUGUGAAAUACAUGUGAGAGAGGAGCUCAGAUGUGACAUGUUAACCUGUGCUGGGUUGUGGAGAGAAUAAGAAAUAAAGAUUUCACCAUGAAGGACAAAAAAAAA